AUGCAAACUCAAAACUACGAUAAUAUGUGUUCAAUCUGUCUACAGCCGAUGAGUGCAGGUGGUGAUCUCUUUAUAACUGCAUGCAAUCACAAAUUUCACUUCAACUGUAUCACAUCAUCAGUCAGAGCACGAAAUUAUGAAUGUCCACUGUGUAGGGUGAAAUUAGAUGCCCUGGUCAAAUUGUUCCAAGGUCAAAGUCAACAGCAACAACCACAGUCACAAAUGCUAUUUCACGGUCAACAAUAUCAGCAACCACAGUCACAAAUGCUGUUUCAAGGUCAACAAUAUCAGCAACUACAACCGCAAAUGAUACGACAAAAUGCCUAUCCGAAUCACAUACCUGUUCAACUACUUCCCAUUCCUACUUUGGCCGUUGCAGACGUCGAAGAUCUCGUCGAAGAAGAGCGGAUACGUCAACAAGCUGAACAGUUGAUCAACAAUUGCCAAACUGUUCAAAUGCCAUUGAUCGAUGUUCAAACAACACUUGAAUUCGGUGCUCAACCAACAGCUCAGCAGAGCUGCAUCUAUGGGAUGGUUUCAUUGAAAGCUCCAUCGAUGCCGGCAGUCGACAGCGGAGAUCUUCGUCGUGUUCCACUGGAUCUAGUCUGUGUCAUCGAUCGUAGUGGUUCAAUGGCACAUAAAAUGGCAUUGGUUAGAGAUACACUAUCCUAUAUCUUACACGAAUUACAGCCAACUGAUCGCCUCUCACUCAUUUCAUUUGACGAUACAGCCCAAAGUGUUAGUGGUGGCUUGAAAUUUGCCAAUAAUCAACGGCUGCAAGAACAAAUAAAUUCAUUAAAAGAUGGAGGUGGCACAUACAUUGGUAGUGGACUGACAAUGGCAAUUGAUCAACUACGUAAUCGUCAGACGAAGAAUCUCUUAUCGUCAAUUCUCCUAUUAACCGAUGGACAGGACAAUCAACCCCAUGACUACUCACAGCUGAUGCAAGGAUUACCACAGAAUACAACAGUUCAUACCUUCGGCUACGGAUCAGAUCAUCAGGCAUCUCUCCUAAGUCGUCUAGCUGAACAGGGAAAUAAUGGAACGUACACAUACAUCGAUCAAGUUGAUGCUGUCGGUGUUGCGUUUGCAACGACCUUGGGAGGACUAUUCACGUGUAUUGCACAGCAGUUAGAAAUUCGUUUAGAAAUGCAAAAUGGUUAUACAAUUGAAAAAGUUCAGACGACCUAUCCGUAUACACCGAUGCAAUUGCCUUGCGACACAGUUGUUAUCAGAUUGAACGAUUUGAAUGCUGAUGAACGACGUGAUUUGAUGUUUCAGUUGAAUGUGCCAAUUGUCAAGGAAGAACAGAACGAGAAUAGUAGUAGUGUUGGAACUGUUACUGUUCGCUACACUGACCCAAGCACAAAAUCAACUCUAACUACACCCAGUGUUCCCUUCCGUCUUCUUCGUCACCAUGAAAUCGAUCGUCUGUCACCCUUACUUCAAACUAACUAUGCACUUGAUAUUCAACGUAACCGAACCUUAACAACACUAGCCUUACGGCAAGCACUUCAAUUUACUGAAGAAGGUAAUACAGAACGGUGUAAUGCUGUUCUUCAACAGGCAAUUACUGUUAUUGAAAAAUCAGUUAGUAAACAGGAUCCACUCUGUCAACAGUUAAUUCAAGAUUUGAGACGCCAGUAUCGUUCAAAGGAAGAGUUUCUGUCAGCAAAUUGUAAUGUAAUGAAUCAACAUUCAAAUCAACGUGGAACUUAUUCAACGGGAUAUGUGGCAUCGACAAAUGCAUAUUUGACGCCAGUUCAACAGCAACAGCAAUUCAGCAAUCAACAGUAUCAAAAGCAUUCAUAG
Molecule: messenger RNA, 1812 nt
Organism: Didymodactylos carnosus
Lineage: Eukaryota; Metazoa; Rotifera; Eurotatoria; Philodinida; Philodinidae
Source: the annotation of a GenBank genome assembly